AUGGACUUGGUCCGGAAAGUUGGAGCUCGAAACACCAAGCGAAACCGCUCUGCUGCGUCUCUUCGAGCAUGUGUCUGUUUGGAUCCCCAAGACGGCAGCAAUGACAGAACUAAUCUCCAGAAGAGGGACGUUUCACUACUGGCCGUGAAAACAAGAAAACACAAGAGGCCACAGUGUCCAGAGAAGACCCCAUGGAAAUCCAAGAAUGACGCCAUUUUUCAUUUAUAUUCAACGGAUUCUUCUACCAAAGGUGAAAACAGCGAACAAGUGAUAGCCGCUGAUGGCCCUUUGCAUGCCAUUGAAUCGAGCUCUGGUGAUAUUCCAGUGGAUCAGGUCGCAACUCCAGCAGCAGCAACUCCAGCAACAACAAAUAUUCCAUUAUCAUCUAUUGACAGUCUCGAGGAAAACACUGAAAAAAUGCUCAAUGAAACAAUCUACCCGGUAGGAUCUUUGGACAUGCAAGCCUUUGAAGCAACCCGUGAGCUAUUAUUUGCUUGGACAAAAGUGGCCAGCCCCAGGAGCGUCGAUCAAUCCUUUCGGGUAUUGGAUCGGCUAGUCAAGGAACCAAACCUCAACUUGGAGCUGCCGGAAGAUAUCAUCCAACAGCGAAUCAAUGUGAGCCUCUUGAAUGCCGUCGUCCGAAAUUGGGCCAAUUGUUGGAAGCAAAUUCCCAACACCGAUUCACUCCCUGACCCAGAUACUCUUUUGGCAAAAAUUGAACAAUGGAGCAGCAUUGGAUCGGCAUUGUCGCUUCACGCAUCCACCAUGUCUCUGAUUAUGGCGGCGAUUGUUUUCCGUCUCCAAGAUAGUGCGGAUGCUCACUACGUAGAGUCGCUGCUGUUGAAAAUGAUUCAAGAGUCGCAAAACAACAACAACAAUAAUCAGACUGGACUGGCACCGACCAUACGAGAAUACAAUAUUGUUAUGAACGCCUUUGCCAAAGUAAAAGAGGCGGAAUACGCGGAACAAAUGUUACGACGUCUUUGCAACGAAUAUCAAAGUGGGGAAUCCACUAUCCGGCCAGAUGCGGUGGGGUUUGGAACGGUUCUUCAUGCAUGGAAGGAAUCUGGUCGAGACGAUGCGGGUGAGCGGGCCGAGGCUCUUUUGGAUGAUAUGAUUGCAUUGGGAAGAAACGAAAAGGACGAGUCACUGGCAUUUCCAGUUUCUCAAUGCUACUUUUCGGUGUUGUUGGCGUGGUGUGCCCCGAGAACCAAGCACUGUCUGCAACAAGCAGAACGGUUCUUGCAGCGGAUGCACGACGAUUAUCAGAAUGGAAAUGACCGUGCAAGACCGACCGAGGCAUUUUAUGGUUUGGUCCUUCAUCGGUGGUCGCAGCUGGGCUGUGGAGAAGACAGCGAGCGUAUUCUGCGGUGGAUGCACAACGAUUUAUCACACAACAACAAUAUUCGUGCCCAAGCCAACAGUGUUCAUUUCAACGCAGCUAUCCAUGCCUGGUCGAAAACAGGGGCUCGUGACUCCCUACAAAGAGCGUUUUCGCUCUAUGAAAACAUGAAGUACAUGAACAUUCCUCCCACGACGGCGACCUUUGGAAGUCUGCUAGUAGGCCUAUCACGUUCCAAAGAUCCCAAGAGAGGGGAGAAGGCAGAAUCCCUCCUCAAGGAACAGCUGCAACGAUACAAAGAAGGAAACCAUGAAUGCAAGCCAGAUGCUAUGAACUACAAUGUCGCAAUGCACUGCUGGAGCUCGGUCGGGAACGCAAAGAAAGUCCUCCCCCUUCUUCACGAGCUUAUCGUGCAGCAUGACAAGGGAAACGUGCAAAUUGCCGACGAUAGAGCUUUCUGCACAGCACUUGCCGCUUUGUCUCGAUCUCGCGAUCCAAACGCAAUUGGACAGGCAGAGGCCAUCUUUAAUCAAUUGAAUGGGCUUUGUCAUGCAGGUGUGUUUGACUUUUAUCCGACGGCUGCCUGUUAUACGGCGAUGCAAGGCUGUUGGGCGAGUGCCGAGCUUCCCAUGGUGUCAGGUCAAAAGUGCUUGUCGUUGUUGCAGGAGAUGCAAAAGAAACAUGCCGCAGGCGAUGAAACCUGGAGACCGAGAGAAUCCAACUACAAAGUUGCCAUUGAUGCGUUUGCUCGAACCAACAAUCCUCACGCUGCCGAAGAGGUGUGGUCAUUGAUGUUUCAACAUUAUCUCGAUGACAACGCAAGCGCGAAACCAGGCGUAGACUCCUGCAGAGCCCUUCUGUUGGGUUGGUUGAUGUCAGACUCGCCAGAUGCUAUCCCGAGAACACUCGAGUUGAUUGAUCGAAUAGCGGAUAUUGAACGGUUGGACAAUGCGACACUCAAACUUGAGCGAAACACUUACUAUCUCCUUUUGGAUACGUGUUGUAAGUCUUCCAACCCGCACAUAAGAAAAGGAGGCGCUGAAGCAGUCCUUCUCAAAAUGAAGGAAAUUCACAAAGAGUUCCAUGGUGCCAUUGCGGCCGACACGACAUGUUACAACAUGGCCAUGAACAGUUGGGGAAAGGUAGCCAACGCUGAACGUGCAGAAGCACUCUUUUGGGAAAUGUUCAAGACUUUUUCCGAAACAGGGGACACUGGCAUCGCACCUGAUGAUAUAUCAGUAUCUACCGUGUUGGCAGCGUGGGCCAAGUCUAGCAACAAGGAUGCGGUCUUGAGGGCCGAGGUUUUCUUUGAAAGGAUUCAAAAGCUGAUGGGUAAGGGACAGUUGCCGAAUGUUCAAUUGGACCCAAUCUGUUAUGCGUCCUUUCUGAGUUGCUUGGCAAAAGCAGGCACCAAAGAAGCCGCUGAUUCAGCUGAAGCCGCCUUCUUAACGCUCCUGGAACGCUUUCGAUUUGGGGAUAUGAACGCUAGGACGAUCGAGGGUUGCUACGAUGGGCUGAUCAAAUGUUUGGCGAAUGCUGGUCGAGUGGAAAGAGCAGAAGAGCUGUUGUUUGAAAGGCACAGGCUGAUCACGAGUGGACGACCUGAUCGAGACCAGCGACAUCGUACCUGUAGCUCUGUGCUAAGAGCAUGGCUGUCUUCAAGCGAAGCUGAAGCACCCGACCGUGCUGACAAGAUGCUGCGUUGGAUGAGCCACACCUUUCGUGGGAAGAAGGGGUCAGAUGUUUUGACGAAUUAUGCUAGUGUGAUACGCUGCUGGGCUCGGUCACGUCGACACGAUUCCGGUAAGCGCGCAGAACAGAUUCUGCUUGAAAUGACAAAACUGUUCGGGCCAAAGAAAGUCCAUGCAACACAUUGUUGUUCGGACGUGGUGUGCGCUUGGGCUCGUUCAGACGGGUUAGAUCGUGCCGAAGAGCUGUUGCUGCGAAUGUGCGACGACUACAAAGUUCAACGCAACAACGUCAAACCAGAGCUACGAGCGUUCGUAUCGGUGCUCGCAGCUCUUUCGAGGGCACAGCCAUCAGGCAUUCGUAUGCGAUGCAUGCGCAUUGUCGCAAACCUACGGGACCUCAGUCAAGGAAGCUCAGAAUCCAACAAGGUUUUGGAUUGCUGGAACAAUGAGCCGCUGGGUAUUGGUGACCGCUUCACUGCCUUCCUGGAGAAAAUGGAGGAGUUUGAUACACCAGAUGCUGUGGCUACCAGUAGCGAGGAUAGGCCAUUUGGUGGCUUUGACCUGGCAAUCAAAAUCUAG
Messenger RNA from Seminavis robusta, 3612 nucleotides. Lineage: Eukaryota; Bacillariophyta; Bacillariophyceae; Naviculales; Naviculaceae. The record is from the annotation of a GenBank genome assembly.